CCACCACUUGCACAACUUGCAUCUCUUGCUCGCUCACGACUCGCUCAAACGGCCGAGGCAACACGACCCCCGCCCCCACCACCACGCUGCCGAAACAAUCCGACCUGGCUCUCCGAGCCACCACCACCCGCAGCGCCUACCCCACCCCGCCGACCUCCCCCAUGGCGACCGCGGCAGCCGUCAAGCUCAGCCCGGCACUCAAGGCGCUCAUCGCCGCCCCGCAUGCGAGGGGAGAAGCGCUCGCUGCGCCCGCGCGGCAGGUGACGAAUGCGCUGUUUGACCGUCUCCGCGGCCGCGGCGAGGCGGGCGGCGUCGGCCGCGAGACGUGGCUGAGUGUCGGGUCUGCGGUGCUGUUCACGGUCAACUCGCCCGACGCGGUGACUGCGCUGUACAACUAUGCGGCGGAGGGCGAGGGCGUGGCGGGCAAGGUCGAGGUCGCUGUUAUCAUGCGCGAGAUCGGCCUCAAGUGUAUCUCUUUCAACGGCAUCCCGAAGACCAUCAACAACCUGAACUUUCUGUACGACCACUUGUCUGCCGACGUGCAGGCGGGUCUGAGCAAGGAGCCGCAGAGGCAACCACACGACAUCGCGGCGCUGUACAAGCGUGGCCUGGGGCUCUGGGACGGCAUCUACGAGCCGCACAGCGCGAAGCUGAUCGCCAAACUGUCAGCGUCGCACCCCGAUCUGGCGGUGCACAUCCUCAACAGCCACUACGGCCCGCUGCUGUCCGACCCGGCGGGCCCGGCCUUACCGGGAGCAUUCAAGCUCGGCCGCGUGCUCACCUCGGUGGUCGCGAUCGCCGCGCUGCGCGCGCAGACCGGCGUCGGGCCGCAGGUCACCUCGCACGUGUUCGGGCUCAAGAAGGCCCUCCUGCCCGGCGGCGGCGGCGAGGGGUCCACGCUGCAGGGGCAGGAGUGGCUCACCUCCGACGAGGGCGUCACAUGGGUUCUGGAGAGCGUGGACGACGCCACGGCUGUCAUUCGGGACGGCGCGACACGGAACCGCGCGGCGAGUCUGUAGAGGGAAGGGGUGGUGACAAGGUAGCAAGAGCAGUAUGAAUGUUGUAUGCCAAGGCGAA
Molecule: messenger RNA, 1077 nt
Organism: Vanrija pseudolonga
Lineage: Eukaryota; Fungi; Basidiomycota; Tremellomycetes; Trichosporonales; Trichosporonaceae
Product: Dol-P-Man:Man(5)GlcNAc(2)-PP-Dol alpha-1,3-mannosyltransferase
Exons: 3
Coding region: 162-1019 (285 amino acids)
Source: RefSeq, a predicted model, not a curated record